Messenger RNA from Drosophila obscura, 1297 nucleotides. RefSeq lists its product as uncharacterized. Lineage: Eukaryota; Metazoa; Arthropoda; Insecta; Diptera; Drosophilidae. Bases 77 to 994 code for a protein of 305 amino acids. The transcript is spliced from 2 exons. Gene Ontology annotation, molecular function: acyltransferase activity, transferring groups other than amino-acyl groups. The record is from RefSeq and is a predicted model, not a curated record.
GGCCGUCAUCAAGUCAUUGAACGUCGAGCAGACAGUCCGACCAGACCACAACAGACCCAGUCACACCGACCACAUAAUGGGCAUCAAUGCAGAUAAGGACAUGGAUAUUUUGCGGCCACUCAGCGAUAACGAGGUCGAUGAGCUGCUCGGUCUGUACGAGCGCAAAUACGGGCCCCAGAAUUUUCACUAUCUUCUGCUCUACAAUCAGCGCAAAUGGGAUUGCCAGCUGGCGGCGGCAGGUAUAGCCAGGGACGAUCCCGCUUACAUUUCGCUGAGGAAGCAGUUCUACACGCAUCGCCAGGGCGACUUUCGUCGAUUUGGAACCUACGUGAGCCUCCAUCGGGACAUAGUGCAGAGCGUGUCCUUCUUCAGCUGGCAGCCGGAGGGCGUUCCGGAGCUAUGGGAAUGCCUGGAGCGGACGAAACUCAUUGAGUGGACAGAGGGCGCCCUCCUCACCAAUGUGGACCCUGCCUUCUGUGAGCGUGUCAAAGCCCUCGCCGCUGAAAAGGGCGUCACCACGGCCACUGCCCGUCAGUGCUACGGCAUGGUGCUGGCCCACGACGGGGCUUAUAGGGCCGAGGUGCCAGAGCUGCUGUCGGAGUUCGAGCUGCGUCCACUAAGGGAUGAGGACGCCCCCAUGGUACACGCCAUAUGGCCCAAUAAAGGGGAGGGCUCCCUGGCCUACCUGAGGGCCCUCAUCAAGUUCAACAAGACAAUUGGCGCUUGUCGCAGCGACACGGGCGAGCUGAUAGCCUGGAUAUUUCAGAACGAUUUCGCUGGCUUGGGGAUGCUGCAGGUCCUGCCCAAGGCUGAGCGACGAGGCCUCGGUGGCCUCCUGGCCGCUGCCAUGACCAGAAGGAUAGCCAGAGGCGAGAAGGUAACGCUGACCGCCUGGAUUGUGACUUCCAAUUGGCGCUCCGAGGCACUACUGAAGCGUAUUGGCUACCAACAGGACCUCAUCAACGAGUGGAUCAAGCUGGAGCCAGUUCCUUAGGCGAGACCGGGGCGAGACGGUGGCGAGGUUGUUCGCAGUGCAGUGUGUUCGUUGGUUUCGGUAUUCGUUUGGCCUAGUUGGCCCAAUUGUAAGUUAGGACUAUGGCCAAGGGUGUCGUUGCGGUGCGGUGCGGUUCAGUUCGGUUCGGUUCGGUUAGGUUCUGCUUUGGAUCGGAGCUUUUCAAUGAGGAGAAAUGGUGAUUUGCAUUUUCUAUGCCUAUGUACAAGGUCAACAUUUUAUUGUGCCAUUUAACAUGCGCACACGCUUUCUGAAUACACUUUACGGCUUCAUCAAAUUCAAAAA